GCCUGAGCUAGAGAAGCGCAUGGAAGAAUGGGACCGCUACCCACGCAUCGGAGACAUCCUGCAGAAGCUGGCGCCCUUCCUCAAGAUGUACGGCGAGUAUGUGAAAAACUUCGACCGCGCCGUGGAGCUGGUCAACACCUGGACAGAGCGCUCCACCCAGUUUAAAGUGAUCAUCCACGAGGUGCAGAAAGAGGAAGCCUGUGGCAACCUGACGCUGCAGCACCACAUGCUGGAGCCUGUGCAGCGCAUCCCCCGCUACGAGCUGCUUCUCAAGGACUAUCUUCUGAAGCUGCCCCACGGCUCCCCGGACAGCAAGGAUGCCCAAAAGUCUCUGGAGCUGAUAGCCACCGCUGCAGAGCACUCUAACGCUGCCAUCCGCAAAAUGGAGCGAAUGCACAAGCUGUUGAAAGUAUAUGAGCUGCUAGGGGGUGAAGAAGACAUCGUCAGCCCCACCAAAGAGCUCAUCAAAGAAGGCCACAUCCUUAAGCUGUCAGCGAAGAAUGGGACCACUCAAGACCGAUACCUCAUAUUAUUCAAUGACCGCCUCCUCUACUGCGUGCCCAGGCUGCGGCUCCUUGGCCAGAAGUUUAGCGUGCGGGCACGCAUCGAUGUAGAUGGCAUGGAGCUAAAAGAAAGCUCCAACCUCAAUCUGCCUCGGACCUUCCUGGUGUCAGGAAAGCAGCGCUCCCUGGAGCUCCAGGCCAGGACUGAGGAGGAGAAGAAAGACUGGGUCCAGGCCAUCAACUCCACCCUUCUGAAGCACGAACAGACGCUGGAGACCUUCAAACUGUUGAACUCAACAAACAGGGAAGAUGAAGACACACCCCCUAACUCUCCAAACGUGGAUCUUGGGAAGCGUGCACCGACACCCAUCCGAGAAAAGGAAGUCACCAUGUGCAUGCGCUGCCAGGAGCCCUUCAAUUCCAUCACCAAGCGCAGGCACCACUGCAAGGCCUGCGGACACGUGGUUUGUGGGAAGUGCUCCGAGUUCCGGGCCCGCCUCAUCUAUGACAACAACCGCUCCAACCGUGUGUGUACUGACUGCUAUGUGGCCUUGCACGGGGUGCCUGGGAGUAGCCCAGCCUGCAGCCAGCAUACACCCCAGCGCCGGAGGUCCAUCCUGGAGAAGCAGGCCUCAGUAGCUGCGGAGAACAGCGUCAUCUGCAGCUUCCUGCACUACAUGGAGAAGGGCGGGAAAGGCUGGCACAAGGCAUGGUUUGUGGUCCCUGAGAAUGAGCCCUUGGUGCUGUACAUCUAUGGAGCCCCUCAGGAUGUGAAAGCCCAGCGCAGCCUGCCCCUCAUUGGCUUUGAGGUGGGGCCUCCUGAGGCCGGGGAGCGGCCCGACAGACGGCAUGUCUUCAAGAUCACCCAGAGCCACCUGAGCUGGUACUUCAGCCCCGAGACAGAGGAGCUGCAGCGGCGCUGGAUGGCUGUGCUCGGCCGGGCGGGCCGUGGGGACACGUUCUGCCCGGGGCCCACACUGUCUGAGGACAGGGAGAUGGAAGAGGCACAGGUGGCAGCUUCAGGAGCCACCGCUGAACCCUCUGAAGCCCCCCAGACCCGAGACAAGACCUAGAGGGUUUGGGGGGACUUGGGGCCCCCUGCCCCACACUCUAGCUGCCCAUGUCUGAUUGGGGGCCCCAGCCCCCUCCCUCCCAGCUCAGUCAAUACUUGAACUCCCAUCAUGGGCACUUUCAAUCCCGAAUGCUGGGUCUUGGGUUUUUUAAUUCAUCUUUUCACAAAAUGGGGGCUUUUAAAAGAAAUAUUCCUACAGUGAUGUUCAUUUUUUUUAAUCCCCGUCCCCAGGGAGGGUGGGAGCUGUUGCUAGACCUGCCUGAACUAGGCCGUUUCCCCAUCCCCUCAGUACCCCACAGAUCCUGCCUCUAUCCCAUCCCCCUAAAAGCACCAGAGGCAGGAGAGACCUGGAUUCAAGUGCCAGUUCUCCCACUGGGGCCCUGGCCCACCCCUGUCCCCUCACCCAGUGUCUUCAUACGUACGAUGCGAGGUGGGGCAGUGACCAGAUCCUUCCUGCCUCUCCAUGGCUUACAGCUUCUACCCAACCCCAAGGCUACCCAGUAUUUUAUCGUCCAGACCCAUGGCAGGGCCACCGGGCAGGACAGGGUAACAGGGGGGAAGAACAAUGGAUACUCUCAGUUUUGUUUUGUUUUUUAAAGAAAAAAAAAUACAGUUUAUUUCAGGCUUACGGAAA
Molecule: messenger RNA, 2209 nt
Organism: Myotis davidii
Lineage: Eukaryota; Metazoa; Chordata; Mammalia; Chiroptera; Vespertilionidae
Gene: FGD1
Product: FYVE, RhoGEF and PH domain containing 1
Exons: 13
Coding region: 20-1576 (518 amino acids)
Biological process (GO): cytoskeleton organization; filopodium assembly
Cellular component (GO): cytoplasm
Molecular function (GO): guanyl-nucleotide exchange factor activity; metal ion binding
Source: RefSeq, a predicted model, not a curated record